AUGGAUGCUUUUGGCAGAGGUGGUGUCGGUAAUGGGGACGUUAUUUCUACUGAAGAAAGAACUGCCAGUAGUUCUGUGUUGAGCGAAGAUAGUCAGAGAGCAGAUAUUCCUGAAGCUUUAUAUGCUCAGAAUGAUAGUAAUAGCCAAUCAGAUGGUGUUUUUGAUCAGGAAAAGGGUGUGGUUGACAAUAGGCAUUUUUCAGGGAAAUUGAAUGAUCCAUUAUUGGUGGUGUCGCACUCUAAGAGACGAGGUUUAUUAUCUAAAGUUACAUUAAUACCUGAAUAUAAGGAUGCAAGAAAAUAUCCCAAGACCACCAAGGGGUUUAUAGUCUUUUUUGUUGCGUUUGCCUGUUCGAUGGGGCCCAUGGGUACUAAUAUCAUCUAUCCUGUUUUAGUUCCGAUAGAGAAAGAAUUCAAUACGACACCAUUUAUGGUUAGUCUGUCUAUGGGUAUUUACUUGGCAUUUUUGGGACUGCUACCUCUCUGGUGGUCAUCUUUUUCGGAGAGAAAGGGAAGAAGAUCGGUUUAUGUGGUGUCAUUUACACUGACAUUGGUAUUCACUAUUGGAGCAGCGUUGUCGAAAGAUAUAACUACGUUUAUAGUUUUAAGGAUGUUAUGUGGUGCCUCUAGUGCCAGUGUGCAAAGUGUCGGUGCAGGAACAAUUGCAGAUUUAUACAUCCCAGAGGAACGUGGGAGAAGUUUGGGGUACUUUUAUUUGGGUCCGCUACUGUGUCCUUUAAUUGCUCCCAUUGUGGGUUCAAUUCUAGUGAAUUUUUGGUCUUGGAGAUCAACUCAAUGGUUUCUUGUAAUCCUAGCAGGUGCUAAUAUUGUUCUGAUAGUUUGCUUUUUACCUGAGACUUUGCGUACUCAAGAUAAUAAGGCUAUUAUAGCUAAAAUCCUCCAAGAGAAGCUAAAACGUAAUGCAAAUACAUCAGAGUUGGGCGGAAGCACCUGUGAUGACAGCAGUCAGACUGAAGGACGAAGAAAUGCGAUUGCUCCCAAUGUGGAUUUACCACAUAGCUCACAAGACGUAGAAAGAAUUAUGACACAUAUUAGUGAUUCAAUACACAUACAUAGGGACCCUGGUGUACCAGAAUUAUCUCUGAUCUGUUCCCAUGAUCCGAGGGUUGUCGGAAAUGUACUGGAGGGAGAUUUACAGAGAGCAAGAUCGAAUGUAGAGAAGCACCUAGACAAGUUGGCAGACGAAGGUUCUAAUGUUGGUAUUUUAAAGCGCAUGGGAAAACUUGGUUAUCUUUACUUGCUACAACCUUUGAACUCCUUGCACUUCUUAAGAUACCCUCCUGUGUUUCUCGCAAUCAUCUAUAGCGCAAUAACAUUCGCAACACUUUAUUUCGUCAACAUGACUAUCUCAUACUCUUACUCAAACCCGCCAUAUAAUUUCAAACCGUUAUAUAUAGGUUUGUUGUAUAUUCCGCUUUCUUUGGCAUACAUCAUCACCUCCAUAUAUGGAGGGCGUCUCAUCGACGAAUUACUAAAAAGAUACAAGGAAAAGCAUGGAUUCUUAGCACCAGAAUCACGGCUCUCUUGGAAUAUGGUCUUUGCAGCAAUAGCUUUCCCUAUAUCCCUAUCCAUAUGUGGUUGGUGCCUGGACAAAAAAGUUCACUGGGCGCUCCCACUUAUCGGAACUGCCUUAUUUGGCUUCGCCUCAAUGGUCACAAUUGGUGCUAUCGUAACAUACUUAGUCGACUCAUUACCCGGCAAGGGUGCUACUGCCAUAGCACUUAAUAACCUAGUAAGAAUGCUCUUAGCUGCAGUUGCAGUAUUCGUUACUGAACCUAUGUUAAAUAAAAUUGGACCAGGCUGGGCUCUAACCAUCUUGGAGAUUAUAAUUAGCGUUGGUGGGCUUUCAUUAAUCAUCUUAAAAUCAAGGAGUGAUUACUGGAGAGCUAAUUAUGACUUACAGAGGCUCUACGAACUCGUAGAAUAA
This is a messenger RNA of Eremothecium cymbalariae DBVPG#7215, 1947 nucleotides long. It is a transcript of the gene QDR3, whose product is annotated as Qdr3p. The record is from RefSeq and is a predicted model, not a curated record. Gene Ontology annotation, molecular function: polyamine transmembrane transporter activity. Lineage: Eukaryota; Fungi; Ascomycota; Saccharomycetes; Saccharomycetales; Saccharomycetaceae. The coding region runs from base 1 to 1947 and encodes 648 amino acids. The transcript has a single exon. Gene Ontology annotation, biological process: intracellular polyamine homeostasis; transmembrane transport.